Molecule: messenger RNA, 799 nt
Organism: Varanus komodoensis (Komodo dragon)
Lineage: Eukaryota; Metazoa; Chordata; Lepidosauria; Squamata; Varanidae
Gene: MGARP
Product: mitochondria localized glutamic acid rich protein
Exons: 4
Coding region: 160-708 (182 amino acids)
Biological process (GO): anterograde axonal transport
Cellular component (GO): mitochondrion; mitochondrial outer membrane
Source: RefSeq, a predicted model, not a curated record
CCACGGAUUGGGCGAGCCGUGCGCUCGGUCUCCGCCUGGUCGGCCCUCCUCCCGCGAAGCGGCUGUCAUUCUCCACUGCGCGGCCAGCUCGUCGCAGGUUCAGCCUUUCGAGGACGCCCGGUCGGUGCUGCGGCGCCGCCACCUCUUCCCGCAGCCACCAUGUACCUGUGCAAGACGGCGUGGCAGAGCUUGGCCUCUCGCCUGGCGCGCUCUGCUGCUCUGUGCUGCGGGCACGUACCUUUCCGCCAGAUGUCAUCUCAAAGUGUUCCUGGAUCUUCUGGAGAAAACCUGAUUUACUAUCUGGUGUUUUUUGGUGCAUCAGGUGCAGGUAUCACUUAUGCCUACAAAACAUUCACUUCUGACCGAACUAGAUACAAUGAACGUAUCAAUUAUAUGCAGGAAAAAAAUACAGCAGAAUGGAAACCAAAACCUUGGCCUCCUCAGGCCUUAGAAAGUGAAGAAACAGAUGCAAAAGAAGUUACUGAAGCAAGUGAUGAUGAAAAGGAUGCCGAGAGAGAAGUGGCUGGAACAGUAGCUACUGAUGAAUCUCAAGUGCAGAAUAACACACAUACUGAAUCGAAUGAAGUGCAGAAUGAGGAAGAAUCGCCUGUUGAGGAGGCAUCUUCUGGUGUGCAAGAAGAGCAGGAUACUGCUUUCAGCUCAGGAACAGUGAAAAGUCAAGAUAAUGUUACAAGCAGUAUUGGUUAAUAUGUUGCUGUAUCACUGGCAGCAUGACCUUUCUCACAGUGUUACUGAGAGUAUUCCAAAAUGAAUAAACUUGCAUUUUAAAAAAUACGAA